Acanthisitta chloris (rifleman) is the source of this 1928-nucleotide messenger RNA. RefSeq names its product spondin 2, extracellular matrix protein (gene SPON2). Lineage: Eukaryota; Metazoa; Chordata; Aves; Passeriformes; Acanthisittidae. The record is from RefSeq and is a predicted model, not a curated record. Gene Ontology annotation, cellular component: extracellular matrix. The transcript is spliced from 6 exons. Gene Ontology annotation, biological process: cell adhesion. The coding region runs from base 110 to 1102 and encodes 330 amino acids.
CUUCAGGCAUAAAUAGCAAGACUCCUACUGUCUUCUCUUGCAGACCAACUCAGCUGCCAGCAAAAGCAGGUGCUCUCCCCCAACCAGUGCUCCAGAGGAAUAUUUAGGAAUGGAAAACCUGAUGUUUGUCUACUGCUCCUGCAAAGUUAUCUGGACAGUACUCGUAGCAAUACUAGGUUAUGCCAGCAGCUUGCCUGUGGGGGAUGAUUCUAUUUGCACAGCAGAAGAACUUGCUAAGUACAGGAUAAUCUUCACAGGGAAAUGGAGUCAGACUGCUUUCCCUAAGCAGUAUCCACUCUACAGGCCCCCAGCACAGUGGUCAUCCAUGCUAGGUGUUACUCAUAGUUCUGACUACAGCAUGUGGAAAAAAAAUGAAUAUGCCAGCAAUGGUGUACGUGAUUUUGCUGAAAAGGGUGAAGCAUGGGUAUUAAUGAAAGAAAUAGAAGAAGCUGGAGAGAAAAUUCAGAGUGUACAUGGAAUCUUCUCUGCUCCUGCAAUUUCCAGUGGUACAGGACAAACCUCUACUGAAUUAGAAGUGCAUCCAAGACAUCCCUUAGUUUCAUUUGUUGUACGAAUUGUUCCAAGCCCCGACUGGUUUGUGGGUAUUGACAGCCUAAAUCUCUGUGAAGGAGAUCACUGGAUGGAUGAAGUAUCAGUAGAUCUAUUUCCAUAUGAUGCUGGAACUGAUAGUGGAUUCACAUUUUCCUCCCCAAACUUUGCCACUAUUCCACAGGAUACAGUUACAGAGAUCACUUGUUCCUCUCCAAGUCACCCAGCAAACUCAUUUUAUUAUCCAAAACUCAAAAUUUUGCCACCUAUUGCUCAAGUAACAAUGGUGAAACUAAAGAAAAGCCAGCUGGGUCUUUCUGCGCCUUAUAUUAAUCUUCCAGCUAAAAGCAAUGAAAUAAUAGACUCUGUCUCAGAAACACCACUGGACUGUGAGGUUUCACAAUGGUCUUCAUGGGGUCUCUGCAGAGGUGUUUGCAGAGAAACAGGGACCAAGACCAGAACUCGUUUUGUACUUCUUCAUCCUGCCAAUAAUGGAAUGCCUUGUCCAAAUCUGGACGAAGAAACAGGAUGUGAACCAGAAAAUUGUGUCUGAAAUAUGCAAAUUAUAAUAAUUUAGCUAAUUUAAAAGUAGGAUAAAUUCAAAGCUAAUCUACACAUCAGUCAAUGUUCUUUACAAUCUGGAUAUGCUGCACAAUUUUGCUGAGAAGGUGUAUUAGAGUGGUUUUGACAGUUGUUAUUUAAUAUUAAGAUGUGAGGGGUUAAAUUCCUAAGGUUUAGUAUGACAACAGUACUCGAUCAUUUACGGACCAAAACCCCCCAAAUAAAUCCUUCCUCCAAAUACACUGUAAAUUCUUGGAGUACCCUCUAGUGGCAGAAAAGAAGAUAUUUGGAAAGAUUGUACUUCACAUACGUAAAAGUCUUUCAGUCACAAAAUCUAAACUAAUAACCUACUUAAAUACUGUAAUUUGUUUAUCUAGAGCUAUUUAUACCUAGAAAUUAAUUUUUUCCUCUAAAUUAUGUUUUUUAUAAUUUAUUGGCAUUUUUGUUGUCUUUCUAACCAUGCUUAACACGCAUUUCUUCAGAAACUACUUACAUAAGUCAGAGUGACCACAUGUAUGCAGUGUGGUUAAGAUAACAGUGGUACUGAGUAAACUUGUCUUGAGACUUAUGAGUAUAUGAAAAUGUAUUUUUCUUUUUUUUCUCAAAAGUGAGAAGAAUAACUGCAUGAGAACACUUGGCCAACAAAACUGCUAGAAAAAUUAAGAAGUGUGGAUACUAGUAGAAAACCUCUGAACUGAAUUAAAAGUGUUAGUUGAGAUUAAAAAACUGAUUGUUGGUGUGUGUCACUCAUGAGACAGCUCUCUCAAAGUUAACUCUGUUGACCAUCACAUAAAUUAUAUCAUUACCUUUAUAUAUGC